AUGCGUUUCACCUCAACACUUGCCGCUUUGGGACUCGCCAUGGGCACACGAGCUGAAACGCAUGGUGAGGGGGAUGAGGGCACCAUCAUGGGACCCGUUGCAUUCCUGUGGCCGGACGAUCGUAACUGGACAGCUGCUUAUGACAACACGGCGCAAGGAGAGGUUGCCCUUUCCAUUGCUGACGAUGCUUGGAGGGUCGCUUUCUACAUCUCCUUUGACAACGAUCCGACAAGCCAGAGUGACUUCACAGAGCAGAUCGUGAGCAAUGUGACGGAGAUUGAGCCUGGCCACCAGUGCUAUAAGAUCGAUUCCCUUCCCAGUACCGUCGCUGCAGGAUCGAACGCUACCAUCCAGCUUGAGUACUGGGCCCACUACGAAGAAGAGAAUAAUGGGAACAAUGAGACGUUCUAUGCCUGUGCAGAUGUCUACUUUGUCGAAGCCUCCGAUUUCUCUGUCCAAGUUCCAUGCUUCAAUGUGACUGCGGAGAGCUUCGACUCGACCGUGACGGCAACGUCAUCCGCUGCGACCGUGACCUCCACCUCGUCCUCGAGCAGCGGCUCAAGCGGCCUAAGCAAGGGAGCCAUUGCGGGUAUUGCUGUCGGUACAAUAGUCGGAUCACUGGCCAUCGUCGGCGCGGCCGCCUUCAUGCUGUUCAAGAAGAGAAAGACUGGUGCUACUCCAUCUGACGCUCCGAUGCAGUUGGGCAUGACGAAGAAGGUUCCUGACACUGGUAGCGUUAUUUCAACCCAUUGA
Cryphonectria parasitica EP155 is the source of this 753-nucleotide messenger RNA. RefSeq lists its product as uncharacterized. Lineage: Eukaryota; Fungi; Ascomycota; Sordariomycetes; Diaporthales; Cryphonectriaceae. The coding region runs from base 1 to 753 and encodes 250 amino acids. The record is from RefSeq and is a predicted model, not a curated record. The transcript has 5 exons.